AUGGGAAUGGGAUCACCAAUGUGCAAUUGUUGCAAUGUGGAAAGAGCUAAUGUUUAUUGUAAGACUCAUUCGGCUAGGCUUUGUUGUCAAUGUGACUGGACGUUACACAAUGUGACUGUGAAUAGUCCUGAUCACUCGCGGUUUCUGUUGUGCAACAAUUGCGUUUCGCAGCCCGCGGCUGUCCAGUUCCUUGAGCAAGGAUUUAACCUAUGCCAAACAUGCGUUUCAAACGCCAAUGUCACCUCACGUUUCCUUCUUUGUAAUGCUUCCAUUAAUAAGAAUAGUUGUCCACCAGAUCCUCUUGAUCUCGAUUCCUCUUGCUCCUCUUCUUCAUUUUCUUUCAUAGAUUGGGGAUUUCCCUUUGUUUCAUUACCUUUACCUCCCAAUAAUGGGGACUUAUCAUCAUCCUCUAAAUUUUUUCAAAAUUUUGACAAUCAUACAAAGAAUACUAGUGAUCAACAAGUGCAAAUGCUUCAGCCAAACUAUUUGGACAUUCUUAAGGAUAGUUCAUGUUCAGGCUUCAAUGUUUUCUACGAAAAUAAAGAAAAUAUAGUGAUGGACAAUUAUUGUUUUGGCGAGGCAGGAGAAGAUCUGAUCCUAACCGAUCCACGAAUCAUCGAUGAAUUAAUGAAGUACGAUGCCGAGACCACGACCGAGAUUCCAUCAUCGGGUAUGUCAUCGGUUAUACAUAAAGAUUACAACAGUGAAGCUCUGGCUAAUGCAAGCUGUGAAGAUUACAACAAGAACCAAAUGGUCGGCUCAAAGACAAAGGAAGAGACCAAUAAUAAUCUUGGAACAUUCCCGAACGCUCUUGUUCAAACUGACUGUGGACCAUCGCAGUUGAUUCUGACCGAUGAGAUGUUAACAUGGGAAAAUCAAAUACCUCAUGCAUACAAUGCGCGAGCACGACAAGAGGCGGUGAAUAGAUAUUUUGCAAAGAAGAAGAAACGCAAGUAG
Messenger RNA from Microthlaspi erraticum, 957 nucleotides. The record is from the annotation of a GenBank genome assembly. NCBI's taxonomy places the organism in Eukaryota, Viridiplantae, Streptophyta, Magnoliopsida, Brassicales, Brassicaceae.